Messenger RNA from Eucalyptus grandis, 4348 nucleotides. RefSeq names its product FT-interacting protein 1. The coding region runs from base 1846 to 4236 and encodes 796 amino acids. NCBI's taxonomy places the organism in Eukaryota, Viridiplantae, Streptophyta, Magnoliopsida, Myrtales, Myrtaceae. The transcript has 2 exons. The record is from RefSeq and is a predicted model, not a curated record.
GGUCACUCCUAAUCUGGCAUGCACUUGAAAGAGGAUAUUGAAAUAUUAUACAGUGCUCGACAAUAAAUUUUAGGUAUUCUUUAUAUACGUCAUCAAUCGUUGCUGCUGAAGACUCGUUACAUUGUCAAACCUUUGUAAUUUACGUCAGCCAAGUAAGAUACUCGGUCUCUGUAAUUGGCCCAAACAAGCAAUUGCAUCAUAAUUUGAUUUUUAGAGUAACGAGAGCGAAGUCUUCGCUCAUUGACACUUUGUUUCAACGGCGCAUCAUCAUAUUCAUAAUCCCAACACAUUCACAUAAGAGGACUCAAAAAGCAUGAACACUUCGGACUUCUUGCCACGUUGCAUUCCUAUGGAAACAUAAAUCCAACUAAAGCAUCCGAUUCGGCAUUUGCCCUAACCGAACUAUAAUUUAUUUAGAGAUGCUUGAGAGCUGAAGUUGCUGCAAGAAAGCCAUACCAAUUCAUACCCAUAGCAGCAGCGCUCAAGUGUUUUCGGCACUUAUAUAAAGUCGAGUGAUUCGCUUAGAUACACUCAAUCAUAUGUCGAAAUAGUAUAAUCUACAUAAUGCAAAAUUUUGUUUAAAUUUUGAUUAGUAUAGUAAACGUUUAACUUUACCAAUGAAGUAUGCUCCUUAUGGGAAAUUCACAAUAUAUUUUACCUUCCGGAGAUGCUAUGGAACGUACUUUGACUUUUAUUUACUGAGAAGCACUUUAAAACUUUCAAAACUUCUUGAGCAAUAUAAAUUUUCUAUCUCCAUUGAAAGUCGAAAGAUUUUUUGUUCAUCAGCAAAGCCAGAGCCCAAAAAAUAAGGCCGUUUAAAGCAGGGCUCUGACCUUGAAGCAUUGUAAUUUCUGUCUCAAAGGCCCAAGAAGCAACAACCUAAAACAUCAUCAUUGAAGAGUAACAAAGCAUCUUUCUUGGUAAGGUCAUAUCCACGUCUUAAGCUUUUUUUCUGUUACCCUAGGCCCUUGCUUUUUCCCUUGAGCCCGCCAGCACUUUCUUUCCUUUCCCUACGGACUUCUAACUGAGGUCUGAAACAAAAGAAGGUGAGAGCAAAAGCCACUUUCGCAAGCACUGUCCCACUGCAAGUUUUUAAAAGCACCCAUGUGUCCCCUUCCUUCCCGAGAAUCUCUUUUCUUUUUUGCUUAGCCAAAGUCAAAAGGAAUGAGGAGGUGCUAAAGAUGGAGGAGCCCUUAAAAUUAAAAGCAAUUUCUUUGAGAAUAUUGUCUCGGGAAAGCACGGAAUGGCAUCUACAAAAGCUUGUGUUGCCUAGUUGCUCUGCACCAUAUUCCCAGAAAGAUCAUCUUCGUUUUCUUAGGGCGGUGAGUCCUGCCGCUUUUGCUUGAUUUCUGUGAGAAAGUGGGCUCACACAGGUUAAUCAAAUCAGUCAGAUUCGAUUCUUCCCGGUAAUCACAGCCACGUAUUCAGCUAAGGCAAAUUAUUAGUGCAAAGUUACGCGCUUAUGCCGUGUUCAUUGGCCCUAAACAAACAAGUGCUUUGGGUUCUUAAAUGAGAGGUUGAUCAUGCGGCUGUCUUUCUCAAAAGAAUGCUAAAGCAACUUGAAAAGGUGACAUUGAGCUGGUAGUGCAGGUGAAAGAUGCUCAGCAUCUUUGGCCUAAAGACAAAGUAAUCGAGCUUAACUCCCGGAAUUGGAGAGAUCCAAACCCCUGGAAGCCAGCAAUUUCCCGACAUCGAAACCUCGAAAGACCUUUAGACUUGCAAGUGUAACAUCUGCAUAUGAAGGUAACAAACACUUACCCACUAGCAGAGCGCUCGUUCUAUUGCUUGUUGCAUCACCGAGAGCUCUAAACUGGCAGUGGUUCUGAGGAAAAAUAUAACAGCACGAUGACUUCGCCAGCCCCUCCACGCACCCAAGAAGAUUAUAAGUUGAAGCACACGAAACCUCAGCUCGGGGAACGAUGGCCCCAUGGAGGUGUCCGAGGUGGGGGCGGAUGGAUCACGAGCGAAAGAGCAGCAAGCACUUACGACCUUGUCGAACAGAUGUACUAUCUCUACGUGCGGGUCGUGAAAGCCAAGGAUCUUCCCCUGAAUCCUAUCACGGGAAACUGUGACCCGUAUGUCGAAGUGAAGCUCGGAAAUUACAAAGGCAAGACGCGGCACUUCGAAAAGAAGACAAACCCUGAAUGGAAACAGGUUUUCGCCUUCUCCAAAGAAAAGAUCCAGUCCUCUGUUCUGGAAGUAUUUGUCCGAGACAGAGAAAUGGUCGGGCGAGAUGAGUACUUGGGCAAGGUGGUGUUCGACAUGCAUGAAGUGCCGACUAGAGUUCCACCAGACAGUCCUCUGGCACCCCAGUGGUACAGGUUGACAGACAGGCGAGGAGAGACCAAGGUGAAAGGAGAAGUUAUGCUUGCGGUUUGGAUGGGAACGCAAGCCGACGAAGCCUUCCCUGAGGCCUGGCAUUCGGACGCAGCAUCAGUCCAUGGAGAGGGAGUAUAUAAUAUCCGGUCCAAGGUUUAUGUUUCCCCUAAACUGUGGUAUCUCAGGGUGAACGUGAUUGAAGCUCAGGAUGCCGAGCCCCUUGACCGGAGCCAAGUACCGCAAGCUUUUGUGAAAGCACAAGUCGGAAACCAGGUACUCAAAUCCAAGCUCUGUCCUAACCGAACAACACAUCCAUUCUGGAACGAGGACCUGCUAUUUGUAGCAGCAGAGCCUUUUGAAGAGCAGUUGGUGCUAACAGUCGAAAAUAAAGUGAGCCCUGCAAAGGAUGAAGUCAUGGGCAGAUUGAUAUUGCCGCUAACAGUCUUCGAGAGGCGCCUGGAUCACCGGCCAAUUCAUUCGCGCUGGUUCAACCUCGAGAAAUUCGGGUUCGGUGCCCUGGAAGCAGAUAAAAGGCACGAACUCAAGUUUUCGAGCAGGAUCCAUCUGAGAGUUUGUCUUGAAGGUGCUUAUCAUGUGUUGGACGAGUCCACCAUGUACCUCAGCGACCAGCGGCCAACAGCACGAGAGCUGUGGAAGCAUCCUAUCGGCAUACUUGAAGUGGGUAUUCUAAGCGCUCAAGGGCUUCCUCCCAUGAAGACGAAGGACGGCCGAGGAACCACCGACGCCUACUGCGUCGCCAAGUAUGGACAGAAGUGGGUGAGAACAAGAACUAUCCUCGAGAGCUUGAGCCCGAAAUGGAAUGAGCAGUACACAUGGGAGGUCUAUGACGCCUGCACUGUGAUCACAAUGGGAGUUUUCGACAACUGCCACUUGGGUGGGAAUGAGAAAUCGGCAGGUGGUGGUGGGGCAAAACCUGAUUCAAGAAUUGGGAAGGUAAGGAUUCGGCUAUCGACCCUCGAAACAGACCGAAUAUACACUCACUCCUAUCCGCUGCUCGUCCUCCACUCGUCGGGGUUGAAGAAAAUGGGAGAGCUCCAAUUGGCGGUUCGAUUUACCUCUCUUUCGCUCGCGAACAUGAUCUACCUCUACAUGCAACCUUUGUUGCCCAAGAUGCACUAUCUGAAUCCAUUCACAGUGAAUCAGCUCGACAGUUUGCGGUACCAGGCCAUGAACAUCGUAGCAGUGAGGCUCGGCAGGGCAGAGCCGCCGCUCAGGAAGGAGGUGGUGGAGUACAUGCUGGACGUGGAUUCCCACAUGUGGAGCAUGAGAAGAAGCAAAGCUAACUUCUUCCGCAUUGUCUCGCUCUUCUCAGGCGUCAUAUCUAUGGGCAGGUGGCUAGGCGAAGUCCGCCACUGGAAGAACCCCGCCACGACGGUCCUAGUUCACGUCCUGUUCUUCAUAUUGAUAUGCUACCCGGAACUAAUACUUCCGACUAUUUUCUUGUACAUGUUCCUGAUCGGGAUAUGGAACUAUAGGUUCCGGCCGAGGCACCCGUCUCACAUGGAUCCAAAGCUAUCAUGGGCGGAAGCGGUCCAUCCAGACGAGCUAGAUGAAGAAUUCGAUACAUUUCCUACAUCCAAGCCUCAGGAUGUGGUGCGGAUGAGGUACGACAGGCUCAGGAGUGUGGCUGGGAGGAUCCAGACCGUGGUGGGCGACAUGGCCACGCAAGCGGAAAGAUUUCAGGCCCUUCUCAGCUGGAGAGACACGAGAGCUACCAGCCUCUUCAUAUUUUUCUGCCUCGUUGCAGCUGUGGUUCUUUACAUAACUCCGUUUAAGAUAGUGGCCCUGGCCGCGGGCAUAGUCUGGCUUCGGCAUCCGAGGUUCAGGAGCAAGCUUCCCUCGAUCCCGAGCAACUUCUUCAAGAGGUUGCCGUCUCGGGCCGACAGCAUGCUCUGAGCUGAGGAGAGCACUGACAAACAAUCAGGGCCAGUAGUCCACAUUUGAUGUCCACUCGAAAUUCUACUUCUGAGUCGUACUAGUCCAGUUCAAUAACAUAAUGUUUUAUUCA